Messenger RNA from Thlaspi arvense, 1535 nucleotides. The record is from the annotation of a GenBank genome assembly. NCBI's taxonomy places the organism in Eukaryota, Viridiplantae, Streptophyta, Magnoliopsida, Brassicales, Brassicaceae.
ACUUGUUGCCGCAUUAGAAAUCUCAGAGUUCUUCUUCUUCGUCUUGGUUUAGAAAGAAACAAAAAACUGAGAGAUUUUUAAAACUUUUCUUCGAAAGCUUAAGAAUGAUUAUUCCAAAGGGAGUGCCUUCUUUCUACCUCAGAGUAUACAACAUUGUCGAUGAUCCUUCCUUGGAUCGAAUCAUCUCCUGGAGCGAAACGAACAACAGUUUCAUCGUUUGGGAUGAGAAAGCUCUUUGCAGAGAGGUUCUCCGGAAAUACUCAUUGGGCAGAAACUUGGCUCAAUUCAUCUCGGAGCUUCGCGACCGCGGCUUUGAAAGAGUCGCUGGGUCUGCGCAACUGGAGUUUGGGAAUGCUAAUUUCCUCAGAGGCCAGCCUCAUCUCCUUGAGAAGAUGGUCUUACAAAGGAUGGCCAAACUCGGCGCCAAUCUUGAAGCGAAGAUCUCUUUGCAAUUGGAGAUUGCUAUUGCCAACUCAAGGCAAGAUCGAGUCAAUGUAGAGAAGCUCUUUCAAGGUCUUGUUUCCUCUCUCUGCUUCCGUGGAGUUGAAUUCACUCAGUUUAGCGAGCUCUACAGGGGUUGCAGACUCAACGAUGCGCUUAGUGGAAAUAAGCAAAAUGGGUCUGUCAAGAAAACAAGACAAGGUGUCUUUGGCUUCUGCUUCAUCCAAGAGAUGGGUCAGAUGGCAACGCAACAUUAUACAGGCAUUCAUCUAUUGAAGCUGAUGUAUCAAGCACCAGUUACCACCAGAGCACAUGGAGCAGAAUCGGGAGGACGGUUUAAUCCGAUGAUCCAACGUUACGCUCCCUUCUUGAAUACUCCGAUGUCUGCCGUUCGGAGAUGGUGGUUCAGUGACAGGCAAAGCCAUUGUAAUUAUGGGCGUAAGCGGAGCAGGAAAAUCGUAAGAUGUUGGGGAAUGCUCUAUCUUGUGACUUUCUUGAUGCUGAUAAUUUUCACUCUCUAUCAAACAGAGAUAAAAUGCGCCAAGGCAUUGCUCUUUCGGAUGAAGACCGUAUGCCAUGGCUUAGAAAAAAUACAUGAGAGUUUGCGAAAACGUUUGCUCAAUGGAGAAACCGUUGUUCUCGCGUGUUCUUCAUUGAGAAAACAGUACAGAGAGAUCUUGAGAGGCUCUGAUCCUGAUUACAAACCGGGAAGCUGCUCGAGUUGCAAGGUGAAGUUUGUGUUAUUAGAAGGUAACGCAGAGGUCGGUUAAAGAAGAGAGCUUCAGAGGGAGAACAUUUCAUGCCUCUCACUCUUCUCCAGUCUCAGUUUGAUCUGCUUCAAGCCGAUGAUGCCUGUGAAAAGAUAUUCAAGAUCAGUGUGGUUUUAAGCCCUGAAGUUAUAGUUAACUCAAUUCUUGAAAUGGUUACAGAUUCUUUGAGCCCUCGAGAGAAGAUUUAUGAAUUUCUCAGCACAUUGUAUUAUUACUAUUCAUCUUUGUAUUCGAGAUUCACUAUGCAAUAAGCAAAACUUAUUUUUCCGAGUAUUUAAGUUUUGAUUGAACAACUUUCAGAUUCUUCAGUCAGAGGCUGAUUCA